CCAUGGAGAAAAUGUCUAAAACUGUUUCUUUCUCUUCCGUUUCUUCUAUAUCAAACCUUUCAUCUCUUCCUUCUUUCAAUUCUCUUCCAGCUUCUCAACUCAAACAAACAUUUUCUCAGUCCAUGAUGGAGGAAGCCUUAGAGUCCGCAGAAACAAUUAUCAAGAAAUGGGAUCCAAACUCACAGUCCUACACAAAGAUCAUCUCUAUGUUCAGAAACAGCAGAAAAGAAGCCAAAGAGUUCAUCAGAUGCAUCCGUGACUUACGCAGAGCCAUGCACUUUCUUGUCUCUCAAGACUCCAAAUCUGACAAGCUUGUGCUUGCACAAAACCUGAUGCAGAUUGGUAUGUCCACGCUGGAGAAAGAGUUCUUUCAGAUACUGUCUUCUAACCGAGACCAUCUUGAUCCUGAUUCAGCCUCUGGUCAGUCCACAAUAUCUAGCAACUCAGAGUUCGAAGUUGUUAUGGAAAAUGAUGAUGAUGAUGAUGUCGAAGAUGCUGCGCUGAAGAAGGCUGGUGAAUCUAUCUCUCAGGUAGAGAAAGCCUAGGCUCUGGUGAUGUCAGACUUAAAGGUCAUAGCAGAGACCAUGAUCAGAUGUGGUUAUGGUAAAGAGUGCAUAAAAAGCUAUAAGUUGAUAAGAAAGUCAAUCGUUGAUGAAGGGCUACACUUGCUUGGGAUUGAGAAGGUCAAGACCUCUCAGUUUCAAAAAAUGGACUGGGGCGUGCUGGAGCAUAUGAUCAAGAACUGGAUCAAAGCUGCAAAGAUUGGAGUCACAACACUCUUCAGAGGAGAGAAGCUUCUCUGUGAUCAUGUCUUCUCUGCAUCCAUCACAAUAGGACAGUCUUCCUUUAACCAGAUAGCCAAGGAAGCAGGACUCAAUCUCUUCAUGUUCCCGGAGCUUGUCGCCAGUAAGGAGAAGAAACCACACCAUGAGAGGAUCUUCAAGCUCAUGGAUCUCUAUGCAGCUAUCUCUGACCUUUGGCCAGACAUAGAAAUGAUAUUCAGCUUUGAUUCAUUAGCUUCUGUGAAAACUAUUGUCCUAUCAACGCUCAAGAAACUCAAGGACUCCAUCCACACGUGUCUAAGGGAGUUUGAGGUGACAAUACAUAAGGAUUCUUCUAAAGAACUUACUCCUCAAGGAGGAGUUCACAAGCUGACUCGGACAACAAUGAGUUUCAUAUCGUCGUUGUCUGAAUACAGCCGUGUCUUGUCUGAGAUCCUUGCAGAGAAUCCUCUGAAGAGAAACACUCGUUUGCUAGAAUAUUACUUCACGGCUCCAAUCUUGGAAGAUGAACAUGUAAACAACCACGCGUUCUCAGUCUAUCUAGCUUCGCUCAUACUUGUUUUCCUAUGCAAGCUAGACACCAAAGCAGAGAGUUACAAGGAUGUGUCUCUCUCUUACAUCUUCCUUGUGAACAACCUUCAGUUUGUGGUUGUUACCGUUCGUUCAACUCGCCUCAAGAGCCUCCUCGGAGACGAUUGGCUCACCAAACACGAAGCAAAACUCAGAAGCUAUGCUGCAAAAUACGAGAUAGCAGCUUGGACUAAUGUUUUCGCAUCUUUACCUGCGAAAACCAGUACCAAGCUAUCACCAGAGGAGGCCGCAACAUGUUUCAAGAGAUUCCAUGCAUCAUUCGCAGGAGCAUACAUGAAACAAUCAUCUUGUGACAUUGAGGAUGCAAAGCUUAGGGACGAGCUUAAGGUUUCAAUAGCAAGGAAACUUGUACCGGAGUACAGAAAGUUCUACGAGAAGUACUUGCUAAUGCUGAGACAGGACAGAAACAUAGAGAUGUUGGUGAGUUUUAAGCCUGAUAACUUGGAGAACUACCUCUCAGAUCUUUUCCAUGGAACAGCAAUUAUCAGUGGCUCUUCUCAUUCUGCUUCUUCAUCUUGUUGCUCAAUUGGAUGUGUAAAAAACUAAAGCUCACAGUUAGAAGAUUGUCUCAGAGAGAAUAUUGAUGCAUACAAGUUUCAUGAUUGAUGCACUUCCUUUCUUGGCACUAUCUUCUGUUAAACUAACGUAAACGCAGCGUAUGAGAGAGCUUAUUGUGAGUUUUGGUUAAGUUAUUGUGCUGAUAUAUUUUUCUGUCAAUAAAACUAAAAAUUAAUUUGGGGUUAUUAAUAAAUUCUUCGGAAGAAAAUUUGUGAAAAUUGCUUUCUAAUCAACUAUACUUGUUUUAUAGGAAAGAGCUGACUUUCUAAGGUUUUAAUUUCUUCUGGUUCUGUUUUCGUUUUUAGCUGAAUUGAUUGAACCAUAAACAUAAAAUAAACACACUAAAAAUAAAGCGUGAUAGUCAUUAAUAAUAUUGAAAUUCUUUAGGAUGACCAUAAAAAAGUUUUUUUUUUAUCAUAAUUCAAUAGUUAAAAUGACCAAAAUAUUUAGUUAAAUUGGUAAAUACCCUAAAAUUGAUUAAUAUACAAUUAGGUCUAGAUAUGAGCAGUGGGGGGUUUUGGGAGGGUAGAUUUAGGAUUUUUUAAAACAAACAAAUAAAUACUUAAAAAUAAAAUUUUGAAAAAUAGUUUCAAAUUUUUUUUUUCAAAUUUCAAAAAACAUUUUGAAAUAAAAUUAUAAAAAGUUCGAAUUCAAAAAUGUAUAAUUCAAAAACGUUACAAAAACCAACCGUAGUUAACAUAUUUGGUUGUAGAAGAAAAGAUGUUGUGAAACAAAAAGGCUAUGGUAUGAAGGAAACAUGAUUCAGAUUGAAACAGUUUCAUUUAAAUAAAUUUCUUUGGAAACCAGAUUUUACAAAACAAAGGAAAUCAGCACAAGUGGAAGCUAGAGAACAUAUACAAAAGCGAAUCAUUUCUUGGUUUAAACCCAACAUCAUUUUCUCUUCAAGCUUUGAAGGUGAGGUAAACACUGAAAUGAUUAUGUUUAGAGCUUUGGCCAUUUUUGGGUCUCUUGUUUGGAUUCCAAGUUGUUUUGUGUGUUUUGUGUGUUGUGUCUGAUGUUUAAUGAUGGAUGGGAUUAAUGUGUUUACAUAAUGCAGCAUUGUAGAAUUAAGUAAGUGUGAUUGAGAAUGGAGUAGAGUUGGUGUUGCUGUUAAUGUGCUUUAAUUAAGUUUGAGACUCAACUAAACCUUUUAUUUGAGUUAGCUAAUAUGAUUUGCCAAUUCAUGAUUCUUCUCUUUAUAUAUGUUUCAGCUUAUUUAGAAACAAGUCCACUUCUGUAAAUAAUGCAUGUUCUUAAAAAAAUAUUUUUUUAUUUAGUCCAAAUUAAUAAAUAAUUGGAUCGACGAUUUUGUAAUUAAUAAUUCUAUUUUCUUGCUAAUAUUUGAUUAAUAAAUAAUUCAGCAUCUUCCCUUUAGAGCUCGGCCCAUGUGGAUAUCAGCCCAAUAAUAGGCUUGCAAUCAAAGCCUAAACAAACAUUAACCUAAAACCAUCUAAAAGUCUUAGCAUCUUCUUCGUAUUCUUUUCUAGGGUUUCUAAUCCGAGACCAAGAACUCUCGAUCUUCGUCUGAUGAAGACUAGAGCCAUCAGGAGGAGACUCACCAAACAUCAGGCAUCGCCGCAUCGCUGAAGACAGAAAGGGAGAAUAAGGAAGAAAUGGACUUUCCAAUAAGUAAGUACGCUAUAAAUUAAUUAGGUGUAACCCUUAUCGUAUUAAUUACAUCACAUCUCUGUCAUUUUGAAUUUGUAGCUCUUUUCGAUUUGUUUUGUUUUAAAUUUUUAAUGAAAACACAUUAUUCACAAAAGCAUUAUUUACCAAGUCCAAGAAAGAAUAUUAUCAUUUCAGAAUGUAUUAAUUAUUAUUUUUCAAGUAUCUUCAAAUAACAUUUAUGGAACUAUUUUUAACUAAAAAUAAAUGUCAAGUUUGAUUGCAAGUGAGUUUCAAUAAUUUCACAUAAAUCCCAUAUUGAAUAACAUUUGAUUUGAAAAGCUUUUUUUAAAUCAGUGAUUGAAUAACAUGAUCAGAUUUUAACAAAUUCACAAAAUCUCCUAAAACCCUUAAUUCAGUACACCCCAUCAUCUCUAUAAAAUACUUGAUUUCCUCGCAAUUUAUAUGUCCACUGGAUCGUUUUCUGUUGAUUUGGGAGAAUUCUCUGCUGCUGUUUAUAUUUGUAUACAUACGGAAAGUGUUUAUCCUUAUUUUUUUAUUGGCUUCAAAGUUUUUUCUUUUUUUUUUUUGCUAAAAUUUGGUACGGCUUCAUGAUAGAUCCCAGUUGCAGGGUUAUUAAUAUUGAUAAGAAAAACACUUGCAAAGGAAUACUUAGAAGUUAGAACACACGUAAAUUCAGGCAAAUUUCUCUGUUUAUUCUUUUUGGCUUUUUCAUUUAUAUAAAUAGCAAAUUGGAACUAGUAGUUCCUACAAACAAGGAACCAAAGUUUAAACAUGGAAUUGCUUGAUUAUUUGCUGAAACAAAGAAAAAUAACUCAAUCAAAUCAUGCACUCUUGGUACUUUGAGAUCAUGUACUCUUGGUACUUUGAGUUUGGUUUGUUCACUCGGUUUGAUCGCUGGUAUAGCACUGAACCAUCAGUUCAAAAGUCGUUAAAGAUUACACGUUAAGAGAUUUAGUGAAUUGUUAAUCAGAUGGCGACGUCAUUCUCUCGAAUAUAAUGGAUCUACCAGUAGAAAACAAGUAAACAAUGUGGCUACCACGUAUAAAACUCUCGUAGACAAUAAACAGUGGCGCGUUGACGUGUACACGGUGUAAGAAAACGGGUACAUACAUGCGACUGAUGUAAAUUAUAUGGGAAAAACAUGCAAUAAUAUGCGUUAAUGUUGCACCAAAUUUUAGCAAAAGAAUAUGCGUUAAUGUGUAAGAUUGAGUUGUUAAACACUUAAUUUUUAAAACAGUCGAAUGCAGGCAUUAUCGUGAGUGAUUAUCGUAAUCGCAGCGUAUCAGAGAGAUUAUCGUGACUUUUUGAUUAAGAAACUGUGCUUCAAGCAAUUAAAGAAAAUCAAUGACAGACAGUACUGCCCUCUAUCUAUAAUAAAUAUAGUGACAAAAAGUUAUGUGCCCCCGGUUAAAUCUAGUUCUAGAUCCGCCCCUUGCUUGUAUAUUUCUUUUCUGUCAUUAAAACUAAAUAUUAAUCUGGGCUUAAUAUAUUAUUUGGGAGAAAAAGACAAAAUCUGAGAAGAUUCGACUUGGUCAUUAGUACAGCUUGUUUUAUAUGCCAUAGUCGACUUUCUUCAAGUUCUUAACUUCUUCUGGUUCCGGUUUUCACUGAAUUAAUUAAACCAUAAACAUAAAAUAAACACAUUAAAAUAAAUUAUUAUCGUCAUCCGUAGUAAAUAAUAACAACAAUCAAAAUGGAGAGCUCAACGUGACAACAAUCAAAAUGGACAGCUCAACGUGACUCAUGCAUGUUCCAAGCUCGUUGAAACAAUCUCUUUCGUAAAUAUAAACAAGUGUUAGUAUCGCUUGCAAUCUUAUUAUUCUUUCGUAACGGGUUACUCUUUGUACUCGGUACAGAUAAAACCAAACUAGUUUAGAAAUAACCUAACCGAUGUUCAAUCUCUCUAUCGGACAACCUCUGAAUCGCUAACCGGUAUGAAAUAAAUACGUCGAAUAUAUAGCUUAUUGCUGAUCUCUGAUUUGCUUGUCAGCGUUGAUAAAGAAUUCUCGAUCGUGGCUGCAUCUAUACGCCAUUGACUUUGAUAAGUCAUACAUCUUAUUUUCUGUAAUUAAGCUCGUGUUCAAGAUGUAUGCGUAUAUUUCGUAUUUGUAUAUAUAUCUUUUCAAACCUUCUGUAUGUCAUUAACUCAUUAUAAAUGAAUAUGUACAAGUAAAUACGUAUAAUAUCAGAGAUCUGCCUAUCUUUUGCACGGUUGGCCAAACAGAUAGGUUAAUAUUCUUAUAUAUAGUAUAAUGUGGCAUGAAAAAUGAUCUGAAAGGGAUAAAUAUACAUAUUAUUAUCUUUGGUUUCACUAUUUACAAAUUGAAUAAUGCAAGUUGUAGUUUCAUAUAUUAAUAUUUAAUGCUAGGUAUCAGCUCGCUGCAAUCUUUACUAUUGAUAAAAGUUUGUUAAAACCAUACAAUUUAUAUAUAACUAUAAAACAUACAAUAAGGAUAGUAUAUUAACAAUAAAAUAUUACAUUAGUCUAGUGGAAAAUUACAUAUAAAAUAAAUUAUAUCACAAAAAUUAAAUAAAAUGCAGAAUUAUUUAUUAUAAUUAUUUUCAUAUUAUAUAUAAUCAAUUAAUGCAUUUUGUAGUGAUAAAUGAGUCUUUUUUAUUUUUUUUUGUAGAUUUCAAAGUAAGUUUGUUCGGUUUUUAGUUAAAAAAAAAGAUUGUUUGGCUUAAUAUUGUUUGUAUACUAUUUUUUAAUGUUAUUAAUAUAUCUUGUAAAAGCAUAAUAUAGUGAAGCUUAAAAUGAUCAACAGAAAGUUAGUAAAAAGAUACAUAAUUCAAAAAGACUGAAAAUUUUGAAACUUAAAAAUAGUAAAACUUAAUUAUCACUAUUCAAAACUUCUGAGUUUAAAAUGUUAAAGUUGCUUUUAGGGUGUAUUAAACUGUAUAUUUAAAAUCAUGAGAAGUUUAAAAGCAUCUCAUUGAACAUUAUAUAGAGUGAAAUAUAGUUUCUUAUGUUUAAGCGAAAUCAAUGAUGAAUGACCAAACUAAACAUUUGAUUAGCUUCUCCAUGUGUACACAAAGAUACAUAAUUCUUUACGUAAAGAAUUAUACCUUUAUACUUUUAACUAUUCGUUCAAAUAUUUUAUACAUCUAUAAAGAAACUACAUGAACGUCAUUCGUAGAAAUAUUACAACGCAUGUACACAUGGAGAAGCUAAUCAAAUGUUUAGUUUGGUCAUUCAUCAUUGAUUUCGCUUAAACAUAAGAAACUAUAUUUCACUCUGUAUAAUGUUCAAUGACAUAACAAAGAAUUAUAAAACUUUAUAUUUAAACUCAUGAGAUGCUUUUACCUAAAGAAUUAUACCUUUAUACUUUUGAUUAUUCGUUCAAAUAUUUUAUAUAUCUAAUAAAGAAACUAUAUGAACGUCACCCGUACGGAAUAUUUCAAAGCUUACACGUCUAGAUAAGCUAAUCAAAUGUCUGUUGUGGUCAUAGGUUUCACUCAAACAUAGAGGGAACCAUAUCUCUAUAUAAUGUUUCAAUGAUCUUACAAAGACAACCAAGAGAUUUAUAAAAAGCCAAGUGACUCCCAUUAAACCUUAACAAUGGCGAAAAUGGCUAAAACUGUUACAUUCUCUUCCUUUUCUUCUUUAUCAAACCUUUCAUCUCAUCCUUCUUUCAAUUCUCUUCCUUCUUUCAAUUCUCUUCCAGCUUCUCAACUCAACCAAACCUUUUCUAAGUCCAUGAUGGAGGAAGCCUUAGAGUCCGCAGAGUCAAUCAUCAGGAAAUGGGAUCCUAACUCACAGUCCUACACAAAGAUCAUCUCUCUGUUCAGACACAGCAGAAAAGAAGCCAAAGAAUUCAUCAGAUGCGUCCGUGACUUACGCAAGGCCAUGCACUUUCUUGUCUCUCAAGACUCCAAAUCCGACAAGCUUGUCCUUGCGCAGAGCCUGAUGCAGAUCGGCAUGUCCACGCUGGAGAAAGAGUUCUUCCAGAUACUGUCUUCUAACCGAGACCAUCUUGAUCCUGAUUCAGCCUCUGGUCAGUCCACAAUAUCUAGCAACUCAGAGUUCGAAGUUUACAUGGAAAAUGAUGAUGAUGAAGAUGAUGAGCUGAAGAAGGCUAGUGAAUCCAUCUCACAGGUGGAGAAAGCCUCAGCUCUGGUGAUGUCUGACCUAAAAGUCAUAGCAGAGACUAUGAUUAGUUGUGGUUAUGGUAAAGAGUGCAUAAAAAGCUAUAAGUUGAUCAGAAAGUCUAUUGUUGAUGAAGGGCUACACUUACUAGGGAUCGAGAAAGUCAAGACGUCUCAGUUUCACAAAAUGGACUGGGGAGUCCUCGAGGUUAUGAUCAAGAACUGGAUCAAAGCUGCAAAGAUUGGAGUCACAACACUCUUCAAAGGAGAGAAGCUUCUCUGCGACCAUGUCUUCUCUGCAUCCCUCACGAUAGGACAGUCUUGCUUUAACCAGAUAGCAAAGGAAGCAGGUCUCAAUCUCUUCACGUUGCCGGAGUUGGUAGCCCACAAGGAGAAGAAACAACACCACCAUGAGAGGAUCUUUAAGCUGAUGGAUCUUUAUGCAGCUAUCUCUGACCUUUGGCCAGACAUAGAAAUGAUAUUCAGCUUUGAUUCAUUAGCUUCUGUGAAGACUCUUGUCCUCUCAACACUCAAGAAACUCAAGGACUCUAUCCACACGUGUCUCAAGGAGUUCGAGACGACGAUACAUAAAGAUUCUUCUAAAGAACUUUCCCCUGAAGGAGGGGUUCACAAUCUGACUCGGACAACGAUGAGUUUCAUAUCAUCGUUGUCCGAAUACAGCCGUGUGUUGUCUGAGAUUCUUGCAGAGCAUCCUCUUAAGAGAAACUCUCGCUUGCUAGAAUCUUAUUUCACGGCUCCCAUUUUGGAAGAUGAACACGUCAACAACCAAGCCUGCUCGGUCCAUAUUGCUUGGCUCAUACUUGUUUUCCUAUGCAAGCUAGACACCAAAGCAGAGAGUUACAAUGAUGUGUCUCUCUCUUACAUCUUCCUUGUGAACAACAUGCAGUUUGUGGUUGAUACAGUUCGUUCAAGUCAACUCAAGAACCUCAUAGGAGACGAUUGGCUCACUAAGCACGAGGCAAAACUCAAAAGCUAUGCUGAAAAGUACGAGAAAGCAGCUUGGACUAAUGUUUUUGUAUCAUUACCUGCAAAAAAAAGUGCCAAGCUAUUACCAGAGGAGGCCACUACAUGUUUGAAGAGGUUUCACGCAGCAUUCGCAGGAGCAUACUUGAAACAAUCAUCAUGUGUUAUAGUGGAUGCUAAGCUUAGGGACGAGCUUAAGGUUUCUAUAGCGAGGAAACUUGUACCGGAGUACAGAGAGUUUUACGAGAAGUACUUGCCAAUGCUGAGGCAGGACAGAAACAUAGAGAUGUUGGUGAGUUUUAAGCCUGAUAACUUGGAGAAUUAUCUCUCGGAUCUUUUCCAUGGAACACCAAUGCUCGGUGGCUCUUCUCGUUCUGCUGCUUCUGCUUCUUUGUCUUCUCCAUCUUGUUUCUCAAUAAGAUGUGUAAAACACUAAAAGCUUGCAGUUAGAAGAUCGUCUCAGAAAGAAUAUUGAUGCAUACAAGUUUCAUGAAUAUUGAUGCUCUUCCUUUCUUGUCACUAUUUCUGUUAAACUAAAUAUCAGUAAACGCAGCAUAUGAGAGAUAUUAUUGUGGGUUUUGGUUAAGUUACUGUGCUGGUAUAUUUUUCUGUCAAUAAAACUAAAAAAAAUAAUUUGGGCUUAAUAAAUUAUUUGGAUGAAAAGGACAAAUUUUGAGAAAUUAAUAGCAUCGUCCAAAAGUAUCAUGAUGGUCAUGCUUUCUGUCUAGCAACACGGUCAGAGAAAGAGUCUGGCUUGUGCCAUCCAAGGAGCUGGCCAGGUAAAACCCCUGAGAUUUCCCUACAACUGCUGAGCCUAGCUCGUGGCUUUAGGUAAGCUCAUCACAUCUUAUGUUUUGCGUCAUCAUGAUUGUUUUCUUUAUAUGUUACAACUCAAUAAUGAACACAUCAUUAAUGCUUCUUCGAAAACAUUCAUUUACUCUUUUAUUUUAAUUGAAAGAUCUUGUAAAUCAAUGAUUUUACAACUUAUAAUUCUACUGGUGUUUUAUGAUUUUACUUUCAUUAUUUUAAUGAAUGGUUCCACAUGGACAAUUUUUACGACAUAAUUUUCUUUUCUCUAUUUUCUCAGUCAAACAUAUUUGAAAAACCAAAAAUACAAUGAAGGAUAAACUUGCAUGUGGGUAUUUAGAGUUUCGUUUCUGUUAUAUUAUAUGUUGAUUUGGUUCCACUGAUUUGGUUUUCCAUUCAAUUUCGUCUGUAGAAUAAUUUAGGUACCAUUGUUGUUAAAAAAAGAGCGGUUCCACGAUUUUUUAUAGGCACAAACAUCUCAGAUAAUUUAGUCUUAUGAUUUACGGCCAAACUUGGCAUUCAUAUAUCCUAUUUAGUGACUCUGAAAGAAAUUUGUUUAAAGUUAUAAUUAUUAGCAGUAAGCGCGAUUUGAGUUACUAAGCAAUCCAGAUUUAGAGGCACCCCAUUACAUUCCAUCAUUUGGUCAUGUAGAUAUGCGCUCAUUAUUUAAAGUGCAGAGACGAAACUAAUAUUAUAUGUUGUGGUUUCGGAUAGGGAAAUUCGAGUUUCUACCCGAAUUUCUUGGUAAUUCAUAAAAAAAAUAUCCGUAGAAAAGGUUUUUUGGAAAUUAUUAUGAUCUUCCCAUAGAUUCCAGAUAUCCAGGUUAAUAAAAGCACUAUCUACAUGGUAAAUGUCGAGUUAUUGAUCUCUGAACUCAAGAAUCACACAUUUAGUUUUUUUUUUGUUUUUUUUUUUGAAAAAAGGGCUUUUAAUAAUGACAAGAAAGGAAGAGUUAUUGAUCUCUGAACUCAAGAAUCACACAUUUAGUUUACAACUAUUUGACUAAAAUUAAAACUACCAAAUAAUUCAUCAUCUUUCUUUAGAGCCUCGGCCCAUAUAAUAUUAAAAUCGAUCCAAUAAUAAUGCUCACAAUCAAACUCCAAGUUAAUAAACCUAAAAUCCGAUCUCCUCAUCAUCUUCAUAUUUUUUAUAGGGUUUUCUAGUAUAUGUUUAUUCUAUAAAAAAAAACACCACAAGAGUAAGGGAAUUCGAAGACGCAAUGGGUAAAGAUUGGGAAUACUCAUUUUAAUGAGAAUAUUUAUUCACAAACGCAUUAUUGUUAUCUUAUAUCAUCGAAAUAAAAAUACUUGAUUUGCUUGCAGUCGUUUUUAAACUGGAACCCCCCAAAUGAUCCAAUAUAGGAUCGUUUUCUGUCGUUUGGGUUUGAGAGAAUUCACUGGUUCUCUAUCAACAAAACCAAAGUUUUUUUGCUUUGAAACUAUGUGUACCAGUGCGAAAGUCUAUAUCCUUUGUUUCCUUUAUUGGCUUCAAAAGUUCAAGAUCACACGUCAAAGAUUUGUGAAUUGUUAAUCAGAUGGCGGCGUCAUUCUCCCGAAUACCAUACUAGGGAUGGACAAUCGGGUGACCAUUCCGGUUAGGUUUGGAUCUAAUCGAGUUUAGAAAUUUCAGCUCCAUUCAAGUUUUAUAAAAACUAGAGUUUUUAAUAUUAUAUAUAUUUCUCAAUUCUAAAAAAAUAAUGUAUAAUAUUGUAUUACAUUAUUUAAAGAAUAUAAAAUAAGACUACAUAACAUAAAUAUUUUUUUUUUAAUUUUCUUUGUGAAAAUUAUUAUGUUGUUUGAUUGUUAUACUUGAUUCGCAUAUUCGCAUAGAUAUAUGUGAUAGAUGAAUAACUAUAUUUUUAUUAUCAGUAAAUAAUAUAUAUUUAUUAUAUAAUAUAA
This is a messenger RNA of Brassica rapa (field mustard), 11335 nucleotides long. Its product is annotated as exocyst complex component EXO70H1-like. Gene Ontology annotation, biological process: exocytosis. The record is from RefSeq and is a predicted model, not a curated record. Gene Ontology annotation, molecular function: phosphatidylinositol-4,5-bisphosphate binding. Gene Ontology annotation, cellular component: exocyst. NCBI's taxonomy places the organism in Eukaryota, Viridiplantae, Streptophyta, Magnoliopsida, Brassicales, Brassicaceae.